Molecule: messenger RNA, 189 nt
Organism: Paramecium tetraurelia
Lineage: Eukaryota; Ciliophora; Oligohymenophorea; Peniculida; Parameciidae
Exons: 1
Source: RefSeq, a predicted model, not a curated record
AUGUCAUUAAAGUCAGUUAGUAAUCAUAGCUAUUAACAACCUUUUACCGAGAGGGCUCCAAGAAAUAAUAUCAAAGUUCAUUCAUCCGUUUUAGAAUUUAAGCAAAACUACAAAAGAAUGCUUACAAAUUCUAAAUAUGGAAUUAAUUACAUGCAAAAGAAGGUUUUCUCUAAGCUUGAUCCUCUUUGA